Molecule: messenger RNA, 756 nt
Organism: Rhizophagus irregularis DAOM 181602=DAOM 197198
Lineage: Eukaryota; Fungi; Glomeromycota; Glomeromycetes; Glomerales; Glomeraceae
Source: RefSeq, a predicted model, not a curated record
AAAUAUUAUAGAAUAUUCUAUUAAUACUCAUAAAGUUUUUAGUUCAAGUUUAAUAGGUCUUUUAAAUAUAGUACCUGAUUUAUUUACAAUGGAAAUUAAAUAUAAUACAAAAUAUAUACAAAGUAAGGAAACUCAAUUCAUACUUUUACCAAAACUUCCACAUUUUUUUCGACAAGAAAUAGAAAAGUUUGAAUAUCAUCCUAUAUCACUUGUUUCUACUAUCGGUGGUUUUCACAGCGCUAUUAUAGCUUUUUAUUUAUUAUUAUUUGGUAUGCCUAGAAUUGAACCUUGGGGAUUUCUUCAAAAACAUUUACUUAGAUUUUGGUGUCUUAGAAGAGAUUUUAAAUAUACAUUAGCUAAUGAUUACAAUACUGAACCUGGUAUACCAUUAGUAGAUAACAUUCGAGAUAUUCCUAAAGAAAUAAGUUUAGAAGAACGUGUUCAAAGUUUGGAAUAUCUACUAAAGGAUAACUUUUUCGACACUUAUUGCAUUGAAGAAUUAAAGGGCGAAGUAUCAAAAUAUGGCUAUCAAAAAGAUUUUCAUAAAAAAUUAGAAGAUUUUCUUUCAAUAAAAAAUAAUAAUAAUAGAAAUAAUAGUGUCAAUUCUGACUCCUCUUUAACGAUACAAGUUCCUUCUCUGGAUGAUCAUAAUUAUUUAGAUUUAAAUUUGAAUAGUCCUUUUUCAAUUUUUGUCAUUUCUCCUUUACCAUCUUCUGUAUUCAAUAUAGAUUAAAUUCAAAAAAAAACCAUUUCAUU